This is a messenger RNA of Numida meleagris (helmeted guineafowl), 3666 nucleotides long. It is a transcript of the gene BUB1B, whose product is annotated as BUB1 mitotic checkpoint serine/threonine kinase B. Gene Ontology annotation, molecular function: protein kinase activity. The record is from RefSeq and is a predicted model, not a curated record. Gene Ontology annotation, biological process: mitotic spindle assembly checkpoint signaling; meiotic sister chromatid cohesion, centromeric. The transcript has 21 exons. Lineage: Eukaryota; Metazoa; Chordata; Aves; Galliformes; Numididae. Bases 211 to 3273 code for a protein of 1020 amino acids.
GGAGGGGGGGAGGGUUCGUCCAGGGCAUGAGCCGCCGUUCUGGAGCCGAGAAACGAACGGCUCUUUCCUCUCUAUCCCUGUGGCAGGGGGAUGCUUGCCUGCAGCCCGUGUCUCUGCAGCCCGUCUGGGCCUUUCUGGGUGGUAUACCGUUCCUCUCAAGGGAAGCGCCUGAUAUUGUCUGAAGUGUGAGGCCUGUACGGUGGCUUGAAGAUGUCCCAGGGCUGCGACGAUGAGUGGGAGCUGAGCAAGGAGAAUGUGCAGCCGCUGCGGCAGGGCCGGGUGAUGGCCACGCUGCAGGAGGCCCUGGCUCAGCAGGACGCUUCCACCCACACGGCUGCUCAGCUCAGAAAACAAGAAUUUGAAUCAGAAAUCAGAUUUUAUUCUGGAGAUGAUCCGCUGGAUGUCUGGGACAGGUACAUCAAGUGGACGGAGCAAACCUUCCCCCAGGGUGGAAAGGAGAGUAAUCUCUCUGCAGUAUUGGAAAGGGCAGUGAAAGCUCUCAACAAGCAGCAGAGAUACUACCAAGAUCCCCGUUAUCUUAGCCUCUGGCUCAAAUUUGGAAAUUGCUGCAACGAGCCCUUGGAUCUGUACAGUUAUCUGCAUAGUCAGGAAAUUGGUACAACACUGGCACAACUCUAUAUUACAUGGGCAGAAGAACUUGAGGCUAGAGGAAGUUUUAAGAAAGCAGAUAUAAUUUUCCAGGAAGGCCUUAGUCGCAAGGCGGAGCCUUUGGACAAACUCCAGUCUCAUCACAGGCAGUUUCAGACCCGCGUUUCUCGGCAAACGCUACUGGGGCUUGAGGAAGCUACUGAUGAUGCAGGUCUUCUGGGAACUGAAGAACCUCAGAGAAGCACGCUGGCAGAUCUAAAAGGCAGGGGGAAGAAAAAAGUGAGAGCUCCAGUUAGUCGUGUAGGAGAUGCACUUAAAGCCACAAACCAAAACAGAAGCUUCCAGACUCUAACUUCUCAGCAGCUUUCAAAUAAUCCGGGUUUUACUGUGUUCGAUGAAAAUUCUGCUUUGGCUUCUGGACCUGAGAUUCCCAUACUUACUCCGCAGUGUUGGACAGAGCCUCCAGCUCCAAGGGCCAAGGAGAAUGAGCUAAGCGCGGGACCUUGGAACUCUGGGAGGCGUCCUUGCAGCAGUGCAAAUUCCGGUGUAGAAGUGCCCUGUCCAAAGCCAAGUUUCACCCCGUACGUGGAAGAGUCAGCUCAGCAGCAAGUCAUGACUCCCUGCAAGAUUGAACCCAGCAUAAACCACGUUUUAAGUGCUCGCAAGCCUGAGAAAGAGGAGGACCCUCUACGACGGGUGCAGAAUGACCAUCAGGAUACCCAGGAGAAGAAAGAGGUGGUGAUGUACUGCAAAGACAAAGUUUACGCUGGAGUGGAAGAAUUCUCUUUUGAAGAGAUUCGAGCUGAAGUCUACAGAAAGAAAGCAAGAAUGAAAGCUGAAGAGGAGAUGCAGACCAUAGCGCGGAAGAAGGAAGAAAUAAAAAAGAAAAUUGAGGAACUGGAGAAGAAACUGAAGGAGAAAGAAAAUGACAAACGGCAACAAUUACAUGAGCAGCCAGCAGAGGUAACAAAGCCUUCACCACCUUUGGGACUACAAGAGCCUACCUUCUCCAGUGCAACAGAACUGGGGGUGAAACAGCUUCACUUACAAAGUCGUUCUGCAGAUCAUGCACAGAAAACUGCUCGGCGCCCUCUUGCUGUUCGCAAACCUCCGGAUUCUAUCGCUGCGAAGGAAAACUUAACACCAGAAGCCUGUGAUGAGCUGCACGGAAUUGAACCUCUGACUGAAGAUGCGAUUGUGACAGGCUCCUACAAACACAAAAGCCUUUGUGCCAACCCGGAAGACACGUGUGACUUUGUUAGGGCUGCCCAUCUGGCCUCAACUCCCUUUCAUGGGGUGGUAGCUCAGAGAAUCCCAGCUCCUGCUUAUUCACAGAGUGUUCUGAAGGAAGACUGUCCAGAACCCAAGAGUGCACCUCUGAAUGAGAAAACACCAGUUUGUGAGGGAACAUACAGUGAUGCUCUCUGUGUAAAUAAACUGAGCCCAAUCAUGGAAGCGAGCCUGGAGGAUACUCAUUUGUCAGGUUCUUCUGUCUCUUCAGGAUCUUCUCUUUCCUCUGUUACACAAAUAUCCACAAUUAAAUACCUGCACAUCCCUGAGAAACUGGAACUUGCUCAGAGCUUGCCUGCCGAACCAGUGACUGAUUCUGGAAGUACCAGUGAAAUCAUUACUGGUGAUGAUGUAACUCAGUUCUUGUGGACUGCUGAACAGCGUAAAAAGCUUCUGGAUCCCAUACCAGAGUCGUUGACUGCUUCUCCACAUUUUCAUUUGGAGGCUGGCUCUCUGCCUGUCACUGAGAUUGAGAAAGACAUUGAGCUAGGAAAUGAGACUUACUGCAUCAAAUGGGAACACUGGACCAACGAAGAAUACAAAAUGCUUUUUGCCAUUCCAGCUAACUUUCCUCAGUUGGAUGCGAAGGGAUUUGCAAUAAAGGUGUAUUCUCAGCCUGUGCCUUGGGAUUUUUAUAUCACACUUCAACUACGUGAGCGUUUGAAUGCUGACUAUGACCAAAGCUUCAGUGAAAACUGCAGCUGUUUCCUGUACCGGGACGGCUGUGCUAUUCUGCACAGGGACGUAAAUCGCUUCACGCUUGUGGAUGUUAUUUGUGGCUGUAAGCCCAUUAAAGAGGAAGUUAUCCUACUGGUUGUUCAUAAUCUUCUGGGUGUGGUAGAGAAGCUCCACAAAGCAGAGAUCGUCCACGGAGAUCUGAGGCCAGAAAUAUUCUUUCUGGGUGACAGGAUCUGUGAUCCAUUUGCUAAUGAUGAGAUGGCGAGAGCUCUGAAGAUAGUAGAUUUCUCUCACAGUCUGGAUUUAAGAUUGCAGUCUCGAGUAAGCUUGCCCAACAGCUUUCCAAUAUCUCAGACCCCUCAUGGACAACAGCUUCUGGCGAAAAGUUCCCUUCCUUAUCAGGCAGACUUGGUUGGCAUUGCAGAUAUAGUCCAUUUGAUGCUGUUUGGUGAUCAUGUCCAGGUCUAUCAAGAGAACUCCAUCUGGAAAAUCAGCCAAAAUGUAUCCAAGACUGUUGGCUGUGAUUUCUGGGGUAAAUUUUUCGAGCAAAUUCUGAAUGCAGAUGGUAAGUCCACAGUGCCUCUGCUGAGGGAGCUGAGAGAGGAAAUAAGCGGCAUGUUUGACAGCUGUUUCCAAGAACGCCUUUGGGAAUCCUUAGCAGCACUGGGAGAAGCUUCCUUCUUGGAGAACUUCUGAUUUCACAUAAGACAGAUCUGUUUCGUAUUAUAGAGGAGAGUUUGUUGUUAACUUCUUAUUUAUUUUUUCCCAUGUAAGCAUGAGCAGUGAUUGCAGCCGUUUCUACAGUGCUUCACGUGGGACUCAUCAAAGCAUAUUGCAUCAGUGCCUAGAUAUCCUAAAUCUGUUACGUGAACUAGUCUGCGUCUGAGCAGUUUGCUAGAGAAAAAAGGUUGUCCUAACCAUCCCCCUACCCUUUUUGUAUAGCUCCUUAAAAAUGUUUAGUGCCAAGUUCAUACUGCAUUCUCAAAAGCAUCUUGGUCCUACAUUUAGAUGGUCUACAGUACUGUUUUCAAUCACUGUUUCCUUAAUAAAGUUGUAUCUUGAUAUCAGCUCUGUCUCUUCAGCGUUCCU